Molecule: messenger RNA, 964 nt
Organism: Geodia barretti
Lineage: Eukaryota; Metazoa; Porifera; Demospongiae; Tetractinellida; Geodiidae
Source: the annotation of a GenBank genome assembly
CGUGCUUUGCGGUAUAAAUCAGCUCGUUAGCACCUUUUUACUACCUCGUAGCCAAGUGUUUUAUGGCGGAGGCUUGUGUAGCAAAACAAGAGCUUUUGGAGCAAGAAAGAGAGGCGACAGAGCAAGCCGGCAGCACGACCAAGAACAUGGCGGGAGCUCAAACGAAAAUUUUCAGCCAGUUGUGCGAAGAUUUGCAUCCACUAGCAGCGCAGUGGAGAACUCUGGGCACUCAGCUCAACAUCUCAGCCGCAGAGCAGAACGCGAUAGAGGGCGAGAAAAACCGGUGCCAGAACUGCCUGGAGAAGGUCCUUCAGGAAUGGUUGACGGAGAGCGAGGGUCCGCACACCAAGGCAUUGCUAGUUGAAGUGCUAAAGAAGAAAGCACUCGGACAAACCAGGCUUGCUGGAGAAAUUUCAAGAAACAAAGAUAUUCCAGACGAUUUCGACACCAACAAGGAGGAAUCAUUGAAGGUUCUCAGCGACAAGCUGAGCAAGAUUGCACACAAGUAUUCCCCUCUCGGCAUACAACUGCUGGACGACCCUGACAUUAUCAGCCAGAUCGAAUCGAGGGUGAUAGACGUGGAAAGCUACCUCACUCAGAUUCUGAAGAAGUGGAGGAACAACCAAGACGGAGAUCUACCGCUCUCAGAGUUGCUGGAGGCCGUCCGAAGCAAGACUAUCAACAACCAGAAACUGGCGCGGGAGUUGGAGGAUAAAUGGACACAAAAAGGAUUCCUGGUGGCACCCCUUGAGGCAGCAGCAGAUGGUCCUGAUGGAAUGGACAUAAACUGAAGCUUUUCAUUCCUCAGUUAUUUUAGAAUGAGAACUUUAGUAUUUUUAUGCAGAAGUGUGUGAUUGUAACGUUCAAAAUGGGAUAGUUUUUUUAUAACAAAAUUGCCAACUCCAGAACAUUAGAUCAUCAAAGAACUAAGACCCUAUAUUAUAUGUAAGCAAAAUCCAAACAA